GUGGGACCCUUUGGGCGAUGCGGACCCUCAACCUCUGCUCCAAGUCCAGAGCAACCUCUUGUUCUCCAAGAUCGUGUUUAAUAUUUAAACAAUAUGUGAUUCUGUGAACUUAGAAAAGUCUUGGGUCUAAGUUUGGGUAGUUGGGGCGCGGGCUCACCGGAUUACCCGGGUCAAGGAGCACCCCUGGUGUGUACAGUAAGCACCAAAUUGUUGCUUGCCACGUGAGCGUUCAGCACUCAGACCCCAUCAAUUUGCUGGUGAAGUCCCAGGGCCUGUGGUUUCAUCCAAAGCGCUUGCUGCUGCAUUUGGGGAGAAUACCGCGAUGCUCCGGAGAGUCCCAGGAAGACACCCAGAGCCCUGCCCCCGCAGCGGGCUGAAGGCUUAGGGCGUCUCUGAGGACGGUCCGAGCGGGAUUCCUCUCCGUCGUGGAUCCGUCCGGUCCUCGAUCAUUCGCCCAGGGAACGUUCUAGACCUGCCUGCCCAGGGGCCAUGGCUCUUCCUGCGGCGCUUUUAAGAACUGGACGUCCGGGUCAGGUGACACCGUCGCCUAGCAACAGGACGCUGCACCCGCAGCCUGGGCUUCUCCUGCCCAAAGCCGGUUUCUGCUAGAGGCCAAAUGUCGGAGUGCGCAGAGCCCGCUGAGCCGAAGGCCGCGACGCCCCCGGAGAAGACCAGCGACUACUAUCGCGUGAGCCCCCACCUGCCGGUCAGGUUCAACAACCCGGGGUGGUUUCGCGGCUACGGGGCCAAGGAGGUGGUCUCCCUGUACAGGACCAGUAACCAGGCUUACGGGAGCAGAGCACCCACUGUGCAUGAGAUGCCGGUAUUUUAUCCAUGUUCCACUAAGUUCUCCAGACACAUUUUAGCGAGUGAGAAGUUCCAGCACAGUGCUUUCAACGUCUGCAUGGAGAAGAGCCUGGUGACGGGCCCCGACAACUACAUCACCCACUGCGACCGGCUCAACUUCCACCCCAGUUACAAUGUUAGGAAGCCGUCCAUCUGUGACUGAGGGGGCCCAAUGCCCCUGCCUUCCCAUCUGGCCGCUGCCCCCUGGAGCAUGGUGCUCCCUGAUCUUUGACAGUUUGCCCAACUAUGAAGGUGCAGAUUUCACUGUUUUCUCUGAAAAUAUUUUUCCUUUCUGGAAUAGAAAAAUGUGCAAUAGG
Marmota monax (woodchuck) is the source of this 1163-nucleotide messenger RNA. It is a transcript of the gene Pierce1, whose product is annotated as piercer of microtubule wall 1. The coding region runs from base 617 to 1009 and encodes 130 amino acids. Gene Ontology annotation, cellular component: axonemal microtubule. Gene Ontology annotation, biological process: axoneme assembly. Lineage: Eukaryota; Metazoa; Chordata; Mammalia; Rodentia; Sciuridae. The transcript has 3 exons. The record is from RefSeq and is a predicted model, not a curated record.